Molecule: messenger RNA, 597 nt
Organism: Paracoccidioides brasiliensis Pb18
Product: tubulin-binding prefolding complex subunit PAC10
Exons: 4
Coding region: 1-597 (198 amino acids)
Biological process (GO): tubulin complex assembly; microtubule-based process; protein folding
Cellular component (GO): cytoplasm; prefoldin complex
Molecular function (GO): tubulin binding
Source: RefSeq, a predicted model, not a curated record
AUGAGCGACAAACAGGCAGAGAAAAAACCCCCCGUCGACCUGUCAACCACCAAUCCGCGCGGUAUUCCCGUUGCACCCUUCGUCGAUAAUGUCGCGGACUACGUCUCUUCCCGCGCGGACGUAGAGCCGACACUGCGCUCGUUCCAGGAGAUGAUAUCGAAAUACCAGUUCAUGGAGCUGAAUACACAACGGCGCGGCCAGGGGCUGAAGGAUAAGAUCCCCGAUAUUAAGAAGACGCUGGAGACGGUGAAGUUCUUGCGGGAUAGGAGAAAGGCCGGCACCGACACUGCUCUCGAAACCACCUUCGAACUCAACGACACUCUCUACGCCCGUGCCCUGAUAAAGCCAGAAGACACAGACGAAGUCUUCCUCUGGCUCGGCGCAAAUGUCAUGCUCGCAUACCCCAUCGAAGAAGCUGUUGAUCUGCUAACAGAAAAGCUGCGUGCCGCAGAAGCCAGCUUUGCAAACUGCGAGGAGGACCUAGGGUUUUUGCGUGAUCAGAUUACAACUCUCGAAGUCGCUACGGCCAGAGUCUAUAACUGGGACGUCGUGCAGAAGCGAAAGGGGAACGAAGGGAAGACAGGGCCGGAUGGUUAG